AUGAGUGGCGUCUCAGUGUUACAGCACUUCGAGGCGUACCAGAAGGCGCGCGUGACGUUCGUUCAGGCCGUCGCCGAAGCCGCCACAAGACCGCAGAACAUCGAGGUCAUGCAGAACGCGGGAGUCAUGCAGCUUCUCCGGCCCCUGCUCCUCGAUAACGUGCCUAGCAUCCAGCAGUCGGCCGCCUUGGCGCUAGGCCGCCUGGCCAACUACAGCGACGACCUCGCCGAAGCGGUGGUCGGAAACGAGAUACUCCCUCAACUGGUGUACUCUCUCUCGGAGCAGAACAGGUUUUACAAGAAGGCCGCGGCGUUCGUUCUCAGGGCGGUGGCAAAACACUCGCCUGAUCUGGCGCAGGCUGUAGUGGAUUCGGGGGCACUAGACGCCCUCGUCCCCUGCCUCGAGGAGUUCGACCCAACCGUCAAGGAGGCGGCGGCGUGGGCCAUCGGCUACAUUGCGCAGCACACGGCCGACCUCGCCCAGAACGUUCUCGACGCGGGAACCGUUCCUCUGCUGGUGCUGUGCAUCCAGGAGCCCGAGAUCACCCUCAAGCGUAUCUCCGCCUCUGCGAUGAGCGACGUCUGCAAGCACACGCCGGAGCUGGCGCAGGCGGUGGUGGAUGCCGGGGCCGUGGCGUACCUGUCCCCCCUCAUCAUGCACCCGGACUCCAAGCUGAAGCGCCAGGUGUGCUGCUGCCUGGGGCAAAUCGCGAAGCACUCCGUAGAUCUCGCAGAGGUGGUCGUCGAGGCCGAGGUCUUCCCCAACAUCCUCAAGUGCCUCAGGGAUUCCGACCUGUACGUGCGCAAGAACGCCGCCACCUGCAUCCGCGAGAUCGCCAAGCACACCCCCGAGCUGGCGAAGCUUAUCGUUAAUUCGGGCGGAGCGGCGGCCCUGGUGGACUACGUCGCCGACGCACAGGGCAACGCCAAGCUGCCCGGCAUCAUGGCCGUGGGGUACAUCGCGGCGUUCAGCGAGACCUUAGCGCUGGCCGUCAUCGUGUCCAAGGGAGUUGCACCACUCAAAGACGCUCUAGUCGCCGAGCCCGAGGACCACAUCAAGGCCGCUUCCGCGUGGUCGCUGGGGCAGAUCGGGCGGCACACGCCAGACCAUGCCCGCGCGUUGGCGGAGGGCGACGUCUUGAGACACCUACUGGCGUGCAUGAUCCACGACGACAGCAGCGACGACUUGAGGACGAAGAGCAAACGCGCCCUCAAGGCUAUCCUCGCCAAGUGUACCCAUCUCCAGGCGCUGCAGCCCCUGCUGAGGGACAGCCCCGUGAAGGUGCAGAAGUACGUCCUCCGACAGUUCGCCCAGCUGCUGCCGCAUGACGUGGAGGCGCGCAGGGCCUUCGUCCAGAACGGAGGCCUGCAGUUCCUUCAGGAAUUGAACGAGACGGUGGGGGGGAAGCUGGAGGAGUACAUCCAUGCCAUCAACGGGUGUUACCCCCCCGAAAUCGUGGAGUACUACAGCCCCAACUACUCCAAGGUCCUCCUAGACAAAAUCGACGAGUUCCAGCCGAUGGUAGCAUGA
Molecule: messenger RNA, 1530 nt
Organism: Ectocarpus siliculosus
Lineage: Eukaryota; Phaeophyceae; Ectocarpales; Ectocarpaceae
Source: the annotation of a GenBank genome assembly